Messenger RNA from Prunus persica (peach), 1845 nucleotides. RefSeq names its product aquaporin TIP1-2. Gene Ontology annotation, molecular function: channel activity. Gene Ontology annotation, cellular component: membrane. The transcript has 2 exons. Gene Ontology annotation, biological process: transmembrane transport. Bases 694 to 1608 code for a protein of 304 amino acids. Lineage: Eukaryota; Viridiplantae; Streptophyta; Magnoliopsida; Rosales; Rosaceae. The record is from RefSeq and is a predicted model, not a curated record.
AUAAACGAAUCAAAUACCAGUUACCCCAAAAAAAAAAAAAAGGAAUCAAAUACCAAUAAACGGUUUAGAGAGAAGAACUCAUUUAAUUGGACUGACAGGCAAAAGUGUGAUGUGAUUUUGGCAUUGGUUAAUCCAAAAUGCCUCUUUGUUGUGCUGACUUUAAAAAAAAUUUUAAAUUAAAAAAAAAACUUGACAUAAUUUAAAUGGUGCAAAACAGAGAUUGUCAUCAUCCCAACUUGCAAAUUCUAGCUUUGUCUAGUCGUUGUAUAUAGAGUUUUAUGUGGCUAUAAUUUCCAUUGUUCUAUUCUAAGCCCAGCAUCUUCCAGAGUGAAUAUGCCUGCAAUUAUAAAGCUUAGCAUCAUCCUUAUAGUUUUCGACUUCCACGUCUAAUUAACUUAUAUAUAAAACCAUGCAUGGUCGCUGCCUGCCUUCUUGGAAGAGCAAAAACCAAUGCUUUUUUUGGCAACUUCUCCAGCUCACAAGCUCUCAAUUCUUUUUGGAUAAGUGCUAAAAACCAAUAAUUUUUUGGCAACUUUUAUUACUCAUGUAAUGGUGUAUCAUUCUGCCAUGAAAUUUUUUGUCUCAAUUUGUGUUGCAGUGACCAAUUAGAAAUUUAGAACUCACAAAAAGAAGAAGGGGGUUCUUUAAAUAGAAACCCUUCAACCCUUUUCUUGUCAUCAAUUGUUUGAGGCAAUGGAGGGUUUGGUCAUGACCCCAAAUGAAGCUGAUGAAAAAUUGCCCAAAUCAGCUGGCAGAAGUUGUGAGGCGGUUGGUGUCGAAAACUCACUGAGGCUAAAAUUUCUUGCUACAAUUGGUGCCCAUGAAUAUUUUUCACCAGAGAUGUGGAGAGCAGCUUUUACAGAAUUAGUAGCAACAGCUUCUCUUCUGUUCACGCUGACCUCUUCAAUCAUCUCAUGCUUGGAAUCAGGAGAGGUUGAUCCAAAGCUGCUUGUCCCAAUUGCAGUCUUCAUCAUAGCCUUCCUCUUCCUCCUAGUCACAGUCCCUUUAUCUGGAGGGCACAUGAGCCCUGUCUUCACAUUCAUAGCUGCCCUCAAGGGUGUUAUAACUUUUGCUAGGGCCUCCAUCUACAUUUUGGCACAAUGCAUUGGCUCAAUCUUGGGAUUUCUUAUAAUCAAGACUGUGAUGGAUCAAAAUGCAGCACAAAAAUAUUCCUUAGGUGGCUGCACAAUCAAGGGAAGUGGGUCCACAUCUGGGGUGGGGACACAAACAGCAUUGAUGGUAGAAUUUGCCUGCACAUUUGUGGUUCUCUUUGUCGGGGUCACAGUGGCAUUUGACAAGAGAAGGUGCAAAGAGUUGGGUUUGGCCAUGGUGUGUGCUGUGGUAGCUGGGGCUAUGGCACUUGCAGUUUUUGUGUCAAUUACUGUGACUGGGCGGGUCGGAUAUGCGGGCGUGGGUCUGAGCCCGGCAAGGUGCUUAGGCCCAGCAUUGUUGCAAGGGGGGAGGUUGUGGGAUGGCCAUUGGGUUUUCUGGGUUGGACCAAUCUUGGCUUGUAGUGUGUACUAUUGUGUCUCUUUAAACUUGCCCAAUGAGGGUUUAAAAUCUGUGGAAGAAGAGUGUGACAUUCUGAAGGGAGAGGGCAAUGUAUGAGAUCUUGAUCUGCAAUGCAUUUAAACACGUAAAAUAUUCUACCCUGAGCUCUAGCUUAAGUGGUACUUUGAUCGGUUGGAAAUGUAGUGGAUUACAAGUUUGAAUUCUAGCGUUUGUGAACCACAGUUGCUACUUAGAUAGGAUCCUUCUUAAAUGUGCGGUAUUCAUUGAUAGUCUAACAACAUAAUAUGUACGAUUCUUGAAAUAUAUAUAUAUAUAUGGACACAUAUUUACAUA